This is a messenger RNA of Cyprinodon tularosa, 681 nucleotides long. Its product is annotated as probable JmjC domain-containing histone demethylation protein 2C. The record is from RefSeq and is a predicted model, not a curated record. The coding region runs from base 256 to 666 and encodes 136 amino acids. The transcript is spliced from 2 exons. Lineage: Eukaryota; Metazoa; Chordata; Actinopteri; Cyprinodontiformes; Cyprinodontidae.
CGGUGUGAAUGCUUGUGGGAGCGGCGGAGGGAUACCAUCGUGGAUUCGCUGCUCUCCGGUUUUUCUCGGUGUUUUUCUCGGAGCGGCUGGAAGCGGCUGAUCGUUUAAAUCUCCGCGGUCGGAUUUUCCUUUUUUAUUAGCGACCAACUUUCCUCUGGUUCCUUCUGUUCGCCGGGAGGCGCCGCUUCCAUGCCGUAGAUGAGGCGCCUGUGAGCGGGUCCUUGUUGGGAAGUUUUCCGUGGAGCAGCGGAGGCCAUGGCAGCCGAGGCUCGGCUGGAGCUGGUCGGGAAGCGGUUCCUCUGUGUCAGCGGGGACGAGCCGCGACACAUCGGGGAAAUUGUUCGGUUACCAUGGAGAUCCGGAGUCAUACGAGCCGUGAGCAGCUUGGACAGCGGCAGCAGCGAGCUGACGGUGUACGUGGAGUUCGAUGACCAGGAGUGGGAGAAGAGGGAGUGGGUGAAGGUCUACGAGGAUUUCCAGCUGUUUCUCCUGGAGCACCAGCUGGUCUGGGCCAGGAGGAAAGAAGGAGGAGCUGGAGGCCUUCUGCAGGGAGCCACGGCCAAACACGUCCAAUGGCCAGCACUGGUAAGACUUCCUUCAGCCGUGUCACUAAGCUGCUACCGGGGGAUGGUUGUUAUCCUUCUGUGUGUUAGAGGCGACCUUUGACCCCUCCAUCACUAU